AUGCAGACGCCGCCCGUGCAGCUCACCGAGCGCGCCGCCGAGCGCCUCGCUGCGCUGGCCAAGCGCGAGAAGCGCGAAGGCAUCGCGCUGCGAGUCGAGGUCACACCGGGUGGUUGUCACGGAUAUCAGUACCGCAUGGAUGUGGAGGAGGACGUCAAUGGAGAGGAGGAUGACUUCCGCUUCACGCCCGCGUCGCACUCCAAUACGCACCUGCUCGUCGACUCGCACUCGCUCUGGCUGCUCAAGGGCUCGACGAUCGACUACGCCACGGAGCUGAUUGGCUCGCAGUUUGUCGUGCAGGACAACCCGCAAGUAGCCGGCGCCGGCUGCGGCUGCGGCGUCAGCUUCGACUUGAACGUCGAUGCGAUCUGA
Messenger RNA from Tilletiopsis washingtonensis, 372 nucleotides. RefSeq lists its product as hypothetical. The transcript is spliced from 4 exons. Bases 1 to 372 code for a protein of 123 amino acids. NCBI's taxonomy places the organism in Eukaryota, Fungi, Basidiomycota, Exobasidiomycetes, Entylomatales. Gene Ontology annotation, molecular function: 2 iron, 2 sulfur cluster binding; 4 iron, 4 sulfur cluster binding; iron ion binding. Gene Ontology annotation, biological process: iron-sulfur cluster assembly. The record is from RefSeq and is a predicted model, not a curated record. Gene Ontology annotation, cellular component: mitochondrion.